UCAGAUGUCAAAAGUUUACUUAUUCAUAACAAAAAUAGUUUUGUGAUUUUAUGUGAACAUCUGGAAAUUUCUAAAAAAUUUACAUCAAAUAUAAAAAUAUAAAGACUAAUGUUAUAAAGUGAAUUCUUUUUUGGUUAUAUUAUAAAAUCUCUGGAGAGUCAUACGACAGAUGGAAUAAGACUAUUUUACCCAAUUAAAAAAGGCCAUAUAAAUCGGUGCUUAAAUGAAAGAAUUGUCACUUUUAGAAUUUUUAUUGCAAUAUUUAAUUCUCUAAAUGUUGCAAUCAAGAGGGUGUAAGCAUUCGAAGCCUCUGUCGGCCCAGUCUUGCUUACUGUGUAACGAUGCAGCACCUGAACCAUUACUUGAUAUUUGUUUAGAAUUCAUUAUUAAAAAUUUGGACACAAUCUGUGAAUAUGAACCUUUUUCGGAUAAUUUAAAAUUAAAAGACGGAAUAGCAUUACCUUUAGAAAUAUGUGAAAAACUGCUGGCAGGAUGCUUAAAGAAAAGCAAGUCUCGUAUAUCAAGUUUGGUGAAUAUAUUUAAGGACAGACAAGCAACAAGACUAAGAAGAGUAAAAUUAAGAUAUUGUAGUAUAAAUGAUAAAAAUUUAAAAAUUUUACUACAACAUAGACUAAUUGAAUUACAAUUGAAGCAUUGUUCUGAACUUAAUAUAGGUUGUUUAAAAUAUAUAACAGCUUAUGGAAACAAAUUGCAAUCGUUAAUAAUAGGUGAUGAUGUAAACAUAUUUCCUAAGGAUAUUUUUCGUUUAACAAUACUAGAUAGUGAAUACUAUAAAAAAGGUUAUAUAAUUCUUGCUCAUAAUUUGAGGAAACUUGCAAUAAAGAAUGUGGAAAGACUCCAUCCAGAAUUUUAUAUGCUUCUGUUAAAACCUCUAGAAAAUUUGACCCAAUUAGAUUUGUCAGGUUGCAGUGAUUUAGCAGACCUGUCUUACACAGAACACUUAGUAAAUUUAACAUCUUUAACACUUUACAAUGUGGACAGAAUAGAACAAAUGAUCCCAACAAUAUGUAAAUUAAAAAGUUUAAAACAUCUGGAUAUAUCCAACUCUAAAGAAGAAAACAAAAAAUACGAAAAUGCUACACAGUUGCUUACCACUUUAGUGGAAAAUUUACCAAAGCUAACAUCACUGGAUAUAUCAGGAACAAAUUUGGCUGGAAAUGGGGUUGCUCAACUACGAGAAUGUGUGUCGGAUACUGUGCUUGCUUCGGAUAUCCCAGGAUUAGAAAGCAGAGUACGAAAUCCGUUUCAAUUCCUAGGAUUAUACAACACAUUGUAUGAUGCAUGUUUAAGACAUGACAUUCCAGCUAAAUUGGUGUCUGGUAAUGCUAACGAAGAGCAAGUAAUGAUAGCAGCACAUGCUUAUAUAGACCGACCUGAAAUGUUGCAAAAUGUCUUGAACGAACUUUUUCAUUUGUUCCGUUUCGAAACAUGUCAGCAUGUGGGACAAGCUUUAAAUAUUGUUUUAGAAGCAAUGGAUCGUCACUUAUCAGAAAGACAUAUACAGAUAUCUGGAAGUGCAACUUUAUUUUAUAUAGUAAAAGGGGCAGGAAAAGAAUUGCAUGACGUCGUCAGAAUUAAAAGAAGAAUAAUUACCACCCUGUUAAAUGGAAUGUUUUCCCAUAGGUUGGAUGAUACAAUGAUGAGAAAUGGUUGUCUUACCCUUUGCCAAUUUAAAAUACCGCAAGAUGUUGUUUUUGAAUAUGAACGACUAGUUGAGAUUUUGUUACAUUCUGUUCAUGGAAUGCAACCAGAAAGUUUUGUUCAGCGAAUAGGGAUUUACCUAUUGAAUUCCUUAGCAUGUCAAGUUGAUGGACAGCAAAAAGUCAAACUGGGAGAAUUAGGAGCGAUAAAUAAAAUGAUUUCAUUAAUAUCGGAACGUUUAGAAAGAGGUGUUUGCGACGAUGUGUUAGAAGUUGCUUGGUCCACAAUGUGGAAUGUUACUGACGAAACUCCGCCAAAUUGUAAAAAGUUCCUCGAGAACAAAGGAAUGGAGUAUUUUUUAAGAUGUUUGGAGAGUUUUCCGGAUAAAGAAGAACUUCUUCGAAACAUGAUGGGCCUCUUGGGUAACGUAGCGGAAGUAAAAGAUCUACGUUACUAUUUGAUGACUCCAGAAUAUGUUUCGGUGUUUUCUGACCUCUUAGAUUCAUAUAGCGACGGAAUUGAGGUGAGUUAUAACGCAGCAGGAGUGCUUUCGCAUAUGGCUUCUGAUGGACCCGAGGUUUGGACUAUUACAUAUCCAACUCGUGAAAUGGUACUUCGACGUAUGGUAGUGGCUAUUGAAAGGUGGGAUCUCGGUUCCCAACGAAAUAUCAACUACAGGUCUUUUGAACCCAUCUUACACUUGGUGAAAGUUUAUGAUACGCCUGAAUGUCAACACUGGGCUGUUUGGGCUUUGGCCAACCUCACUAAAGUGUAUCCCGAAAAAUAUUGUACAUUAGUGGAAAGUGAAGGAGGCCUAUUAUUGCUUGAAGAGCUAAUGAAUCAUCCUGCUCCUCCAUUCAAAGUGAAACAAUUAGCAAGGAUUGUCCAUGAAAAUUGCCGACAAUACAGAGCACGUAAUAGCUGCGAAUCAUUAUUAGAUGGCUGAAAGACAUAACAAAUGGGGUAUA
Agrilus planipennis (emerald ash borer) is the source of this 2630-nucleotide messenger RNA. Its product is annotated as protein zer-1 homolog. Gene Ontology annotation, cellular component: Cul2-RING ubiquitin ligase complex. Lineage: Eukaryota; Metazoa; Arthropoda; Insecta; Coleoptera; Buprestidae. The record is from RefSeq and is a predicted model, not a curated record. The transcript is spliced from 8 exons. Bases 275 to 2608 code for a protein of 777 amino acids.